Candidula unifasciata is the source of this 1710-nucleotide messenger RNA. The record is from the annotation of a GenBank genome assembly. NCBI's taxonomy places the organism in Eukaryota, Metazoa, Mollusca, Gastropoda, Stylommatophora, Geomitridae.
AUGGACACCAGAACCUCCAUCUCAUCCAGAUUGGGCAGGCUGGUUAUGGAAAGACCUGGCUCAUUUGAUGUUGAGGGUGUUUUUGAUGUUGGGAAUUCUAGAACAGGUGACAUAAUGGCCAGCUCUGAACUUCAAGAUGCUUUAAACGAUGCAGCUACACAAGGAAAAGUAAACUUGAUAGAAAGACUUGGUAACAAAUCCCAAAAUGCCUCUAGAAUAUAUCAAGAACAACCUGAGAAAGAUUUCAUUUCAGAACAAGCUUUACAAACAUGUAGGAAAAAAAGAAAAAAUUCGAAGUGUGUCAGCCAGGUUGUUUCCAGUGAUAUCCAGUCUCAGUUUAAAUAUAUAGAACGUACAGUAAGAGGUCCAGAAGGUAAGGAUGUAGUAUUACAGCAUCGACAUUCACAAGGAGCACCUGCCGGCCUAGUUAAGAGUUCAAACCUCGGGGGUAGUGAUGAUCCAGCUGAACAGGGUGGAGAUGAGGAUCAAGAACAUCUGCAGCUAGUGGUUGAGCAUGUUGCUGAUGAUUGUACACUUGAUUCAGCUGCCAGUGACACUAAAGGAGGGUCUGUAGGUGGUGAUGGGGAAAAGCAUCAAACAGUGGUAGGACCAAGGAAGGGUACCACAUUCAUAGUCACACUCGAUGGAGUGGAUGAAAGUCAGUUUGAUUCCAAAAAUGUUGAUGAAGUACAUUCAGGCUGUGAAAUAGCCCAAUCAAGACAAUCUGCCUUUGAAAAAGUUCAUGCAGAACAGUUAGAAAAUUCUGGUACUAUGUUUAGAGAAUCAAACCUAGGACAAUUUGAAGACUCUGGUACCAUGCCGGAGAAAUUCAGGUGUCCUGCUGCAUCGGUGACUGUAACACCAGUGGUGCCCUCUGUCCUGAAGCAGCUGUGGCAGGAGCAGAAGCUGCUCUUGGAUCUUGAAGCUGCCAGAUCUGAGCAUCUAAUUUUACAGCAGGUGCAGUCUCUGAAAUGGGCAGCAGUUGUUCCUGAACUGCUUUCUUUAAAACCUCAGCAUACAUUACUUGAGGUGAAAGAUUUUGAUGCUGAUACAGAUGAAAUAGCCGUGGAAGAUCAUGGCACAGCAGAAGACAUAGCGGAUGAGGAAGAUGGAUCAUCCGCUUAUGAGCAGCCGAAACUAGAGAGGUGUAAGUUCUGGCCAGUAUGUGCUGCAGGUGGUUCAUGUGGGUACUAUCACCCAACAGCACACUGCAAGAUGUUCCCGAAGUGUAGGUUUGGAGAUAAGUGUUUGUUUAUUCAUCCUAACUGCCGAUUUGAUUCCAGGUGUGCACGCCCAGACUGCCCAUACACCCAUAACAGCAGACGUCAGUCAGCUUGCAUCAGUAGUGCUUCUUUUAUCAGAUCUCAGUCACAUUUUGUGCCCUCUCCGCAACCAUAUAAACCUCAUCUUCUUCAGCCUGCCUUCUCAAGUUCUCAGCCAACUUGUCGUUACUUCCCCAACUGUAAGAACAGAAACUGCCUGUUUACACAUCCCAAAUUAUGUCGGUUUGGCUUGGCAUGCACAAAUCUGUCAUGUCCAUUCUUCCAUCCUUAUAUGCCUAAUAAGAAAAUGCUAAAGUGGCAGAACCACUGCGGCAAAGUGAAAGAAGUUUCACUUGAAACGUCAAGCAGAAUCAGAACUACUGUUUCCAGAGGUCCCGGCUCUACAAAGACAAGUCGUCCAACAACAGUCUCCUCCACAAGCCAGUAG